Messenger RNA from Penicillium expansum, 1536 nucleotides. RefSeq lists its product as uncharacterized. The transcript has 8 exons. NCBI's taxonomy places the organism in Eukaryota, Fungi, Ascomycota, Eurotiomycetes, Eurotiales, Aspergillaceae. The record is from RefSeq and is a predicted model, not a curated record. The coding region runs from base 1 to 1536 and encodes 511 amino acids.
AUGGAUACUACUGUCGGUCCCGAGGCAUUCGUCAUACUCCUCGACCCAGAUCCUGUCAUUUUUGCGCAAAAUCGAAGACACGUUGCGAUAAGAAGUGGCCCAAGUGCUCGAGAUGCAUCGCCAAGGGCACUGAAUGCCAACCAAGAGAUUGCAGAGCUUGAACGCGAAUAUCUCAACUUGGAUGUACCAGAGAACGACCUCGCGGCAUUUUCGAAUCUCCAAACAAGCGGGACCAACCAAUAUCCCUGGACCGGGGGUUCUCUUGUCUUGUCUCCGAUUGACCAGGAAUUUCAAUUUAACCUUCCUAUCGCUGCCAAUUGGUCGAUGCCAGCAUCCCCGACGCCCAACCCCCACUCACUCACUAAAAGACCAAAGGUCAACGUUGCAAUAGAGCGAACUGCCAAGCUCCUAUUACAUACGCUAAAAUCCUAUGUUUUGACAAUGCUGCGCCACAACUCUCUUCCACCGUUUAUCCAUCCAUCCUUAGUGUAUGCUGAGUUUUCUAUGGAACCACUGGUCAACUGCAUCAAUUUAGUACAUAUGAUCAGUGGGGAGAUGAAAGGAAAUCGAAAGCUGUUCUGGAGAAAUGUGCGCAUGGAAUGUGCACGAUUGUGCAAUGAGGGUCCGACACUGUCGAAAUGGGAGUUACUUGCUGCUAUGCAAGCCCUAGCUAUCUACAUCAUUAUCCGGCUUGACGACGGUGAGACGGAGUACAAUGGCUUCGAUACACUUCUAAUUGCAGCAGUGACAGUUGUUGCUCAAAACCUAACUAAAAGAGACAUUGCGGGAAAAUUUAGUCUCGACGGAAGUUGGAAAGAUUGGCUUUUUGAGGAAUCAAGACGAAGAUUAUCUAUUAUUUACAAAGUCUUCAACAUGUUGCUCUACUUUGAGCCCGCAACAAUGUGCAAUCUUCCAACGGAUCUGGUUCUCGCGCCCCUGCCGGCAAAGAAACAACUUUGGGAAGCAGAAAAUGAGGCUACGUGGAAGUCAGAAAGCCGAAGAGAAGGCGAAGUCCAGACUGAAUUUGGUUUGACUGGCAGCGGGGAUUUGGUCAAACUUGGUGAGAAUCAUCGUGGGACAGUGAUGGUUCAUACAUCUAUUACCGAGAACAAUCCAGCGAGGACUACUGCAAGUUGGGAGGAGUGGUGCGAGGGAAUGGAUGGGUUUGGUGGGCUUGUUAUGCUUGCUGCUUCUAUGGUGAGUGAUCAUGAGAUCUUUGAACUAACAGGGCUAGCAUCUGACGCGAUCCACCGUCGUCGAAGCUCAACCGACUCAACGGAUGCACCUACAUCCACUGAUCCCCCUAGCGCAGCAAAACCUCCCGAGCAAGAGCCCAUGAAUCAAAAUCCCGAUUCUGCUCAGCCUAAAUCUUACGCUAAUGAGGCAUUCGCCGGUACAGCGAAUGAGAAUGUUGUGCCUCCGAAGAAACACCACCUUUGGGGAUGGCCACACCACCAGGGAAAACCUUCCGAGACAAACCAAAACCAGCAACCUAGUCAGAAGCAAGGAGAUACUGACUGGGUUGUUGGCACGUAG